UCUGCUUAUUCCAGGGAGCCUCCAGAGUGAACAGUUUUUCGUCCGAAAAGAUCAUGUUGUAGCCUGCGUACGUCUACAACAGCAAGGUCGCCCUGUUGGCAAUAUUUUUGCUGGUUGAAGCCUUGAAUUUCCUGCUUUUUAAGCGUAUUGUAUGCAAAGUCCUUUUUCAGAAAGCUUUGCAUGGCAAAGUGGUUCAUGUUCACUUCACGAGCCAUUUUCCUGACCAAGCUAGCUGGAUUCCGCUCGCGACUUGUUCACGACUUGAAUCCUGUAGACUUGUAAUUUACUAAAUGUACAAGUUAACAAGUUAAUUUGUCAUGUGUUUGACACACAGUGACAGAAAACACCCUUUAGGGACACUCGAAUAAAUCACUUCUACGAUACCACCCUGUAAAUAAAAUGUAAAAAUAAUAAGAAUUUUGAAGCUUCGAUGAUAGCAAAUGUAAAUAAAUUCACCUUCCGGACUAUAUAUGGGUCUUUAUUUUUAAUAUCACAUACUUGCUUAAUUUAAGUAACAGUAAAAUAUGUUCACAUGUAGAACGUUUUUAUGUUCUUAACACAGUUACAAUAAUAGCAAGCUUCAAAUAAAUACAGGAAGUAAGCGUGCAAAUGUACGUUAUCUAGUACAUUAAAACACAUCCCAUCACAUGCAAUCAUCAUUUUAAAACAUUGUUUUACUCGUUUCUCACAGUACAGAUAUUGUUGUUUGGUAACUAACAAUCGAAAGUUGUUUUCGAAAGUAAAUGAAACUGAGUUAAUAAAUACGGCGUAUGUAUCACGAUUAUCUUUAGUAUGCACUGUACAACAUAAGUCCCGAUUGCUAUCGACAACUGGCCAGUAGCACGCGAUGGCCACUAUCCUAAGUACAUGUGUCAGCACAUCGGGUCUUCACGGCAAAAGUUUACUUCCAGUGCAAGUAUGUGGUUCACCAUUCUGUGCCUUUCAUUCCUAAUCAACAUUGCAAAUAGCGAAUUUGUAGUGGAGGUUAAUAAACUGUUUAAGACCUGUGCAAACCCCAAAAAAGCAGCACCAUUUCCGUUGGAUUUAUCCAAUUUGCAGGUGUAUCUCAGGGAAGAUGAAAAGCUCGUAAUGAACGGAGAGAUCAAAUUUACCCAAAACAUCAAUCCACCGUGGGGUGUUUCCAUAUACACCCAUAAGCUGGAUCACGGCGAAUGGCUUCCGACACCAUACUCUAAGCAUUCGUUUAAUCUUUGCAUAGCGAUGCACGCCAGCACUGAAAUGUGGUAUGCAGUUACCAAACAUAUGAACCAAACAAAUUGUCCUUUUAAAAAAGGGCACGUGGAAAAGUUCGAUAUGGUCGAUCUGGGAAACUUUGGGUUUGAUGAUGUGCUGGCGGAUCUUGUUGGAGAUUGGAGAAUAUUCCUCGAUUUCAGCUUAGGGCCGGUUCCACAUCAGAUGAAAGUUUCUUGUAUUAUGAAUGAAAUUUCCAUACUGGAGCAUUAACGUUUUUCUCAGUGAAAUGAAAACCUAACGUUGUGGUAAAGUUGAGUCGAAUGAACGUACAAGAAGAAUGUUGUAUUGGUAAACAAGGCAAAAAUAAAACCCAACAUUUGAACAUGUAGUAAUUGAAUACUUUAUUUAAGGCAUAGUAAUUGCAUAAUGUAGUUGGUAUUGACUGACUCGAAAGACAGAAAAACAUCACUAGACAAGGAAGAGUCUAUACAAGCCUAGUGCGACAUCGAUAGAUAAAAAAUGAUCAAGAAUAGCAAUUUUAACCAUGUCGUAUCUUAAAUGACCAUUUUCAAGAACGAUCUAUCAUGAUCGACAGUGGAACAAAAAAAAAUUAUCUCGACAAAAGGGGAAAAGUAGAACAGCUCAUUGGCUAAAACCGCUGCAAUGCCAAACCGACCGGAUGAGUGUGGUCCAACGUAUUCUAAAUGGUGAACCUCCUGCUGUGCAAGCUGAUGGACGCGCUGACUACCUCCAUCAUCAUCUCGCGCUGCCUUUUGUCUGUAUCCAGGUCGUGUGGCACAAUUAACGGUGUUUAACCACUAAUCGCCCUCUUGCGCAGAGGGACGCACAAAUGGACGAGAAAAAAAAAAAACAAGCACCGUCAAGCAUUAUGACCACUUCGUAGCCUCCAAAAAGUAUGCUCAGUUCACCAUACUGCACUAGCUGAAUGGUGGAAAUUUUUGCAUCCGAUUAAAUUUUUUUUGUAUUUUUCCAACUUUUUUUGUGCUUCUUUAUUUCAUAUCGUGAUCAGCAACGCGAAGAACCGGUGCGUGGUGCUGUGCCGAACGUUGGUUAAUUGUUGCGGCAAGAAAUUAGAUUUCGGCUGCUUCAUAAUUCAAUUACAAACCUCGCGAGCCCUCGGACGCUGAUCGAUUGCGAUCGAGAGCACUGCAGAUCGGCAUUGACCAGCGAGCAGAACGUGGCGAUUACAGUGCUGGCAUUAAUUGUGUCUAGUGUAAUUUAUAGCAAACAAUCGAAUGAGUGUCAACGAAUUCAGGCCUAAUAUCUAAGCGUUUCUCCACAUAUUUUUCAUCUUACCGAUCUAUGUAUAUGUAUUCUAUAUUACAGUAAUAUAAUAUUAAAAUUCAUCUAUUUUUUAAAUUUAUAAUUCCUUGUCAUUUUCAAAGUUAUAAUCUUCAUUACACCUGUUAGAGUAAACUUUUGUAUAAAAUUGUAUUGCUAUGUUGUUGUCUCGUUUUGUUUUGAAUCCAUGUUUCAAUUUUUACAUUCGAUUAUCGGGUGAUUUUUUCAUAGUUUUUGCCUAUAUAGAUGAUAUUAUCCCUUUUUUAUAUCUUUUUAUGUUUUCAUCAUAUAUCUUAUUUACAUGUAUUAUUUCCUUUUCAUAUUUAUUAAUUUAUUCUUGUUCAUUGUUCCGUCGGUAUUCAUUUUUUGUCCACACUUUGUUAAAUUUGAAAAAAAAAUCUUUUACAUUUUUCUAACAUGUGCCUAGAAAAUGCACUGUAUUUGUUAUUAAGUUUUAUUUUUUCUUUUGAUUAGUUUGAAAAGGUAAAAAUAAUAUUUUGCAAACGGAAAUUUAAAUAAAUGUACUUAAAAAUGAGCAUACCACUGUACGCAUAACUGCGAUAGCUGUUUAAAUUUUAGACCUUCGAAAAACAACACCGUCGAACCAUCACGAACCAUUUCGUACGCUCACAAAACUUUUCCACACCGAGGCGAAGGUGCUGCUAAUUGCAAAUUGAGAUCAAUAACGAUCAUUAAAGCUGUAUCUUGGUCCCGAGUACCGGUGCAUACUGUUGCUUCUGAUGCUCUACAAAGGAGAAGAAAAAAAACGCAGAAACUCUCACAGUAUCCAUAGCGUAAAAAAAUUGCCCCGGCAUCAACGCACGGUCGGUGCGCUGUUUUUCAAGUAGAGCAGUAAAUAGACGAUGUAGAGGAGUAAAAAAAUCACAAGGGAAGGCAUAUAGCUUCCUAUAUGUCCGAAUGCCGUUCUAGGAUGAUUUGAACAGCAAGAAAGGCGAACGGGGGGGAAAAUUUAGGAAAAUUACCCCACGUAACUGCUAAAUGAAAAUGGCCCUCGAUCUACGGUGAGGUAACGUUAGUUACACGAAGAAUGAAAAAAAAACAAAAUCGGUAAGACGCAACAUAUGACUCUUAAUUGAGGUUACAUUGGAACACUGAGCUCCGAUUCAGGAUUACAUGAGACAGGGGUAUUGUAAUGGGGAUUAUAAUUACAAACUAUUGAUCGUUUUCAUACGGUACAACACCGUACAGUAUGAAACAGUAACGAGCAGCCAGGAAAAAUCCUGUUCUAAGGAUAGUUCCAGGAUCCGGCAAAACACCUACUACACUCUGAAUCGAUAAAGGUACCCGUCACUAUCUUCAUUCUGUUGGUUAAUGCUGAACGAUUCAAACGCCACUAACCCUACCGAUGGUGAUUGACGUCAUCAGUAAGACAAUUAGAAUCGUGUAUAGCGCCACUAAAAUUGAACCUACGGACGCAAGUACACCAACGCACACGCAAGCCAAUAGGGCAAUGCAAACCGUACGAGUACCUUCACAGAGACGCCUUGAAAGACUUCGAUACUAUCGACACCCGG
Molecule: messenger RNA, 4031 nt
Organism: Anopheles funestus (African malaria mosquito)
Lineage: Eukaryota; Metazoa; Arthropoda; Insecta; Diptera; Culicidae
Exons: 4
Coding region: 868-1464 (198 amino acids)
Source: RefSeq, a predicted model, not a curated record